Messenger RNA from Peronospora belbahrii, 300 nucleotides. Lineage: Eukaryota; Oomycota; Peronosporomycetes; Peronosporales; Peronosporaceae. The record is from the annotation of a GenBank genome assembly.
AUGCUGCGCGACGCCUGUUGCUGGCAUGCCCUCAAGCUGAACGGGGAGUGGGUUAUGGACGGUGGCAUCCUCGACUUCCAACCAGUAUACGAUGACAAAACGGUGACGGUGAACCCGUUCUACUGUACCAGCGCAGAUAUUAAACCUUCGGUCUACGUGCCCAUGUGGUGGGCCUUGCUGCCGCCUGGAGUGCAUGACGUCGAGUGGUUGUUUGAUCUCGUCUACGAAGACGGCCUCAAGUGGGUUGUAAAGAAUAGUCAUACAGGCAGCAAGCAUAAAACGGUGGAAAUUCCGACCUAG